UAAACAGCGCGAGAUCACAACGUUAAUUUAUUUCAUCAUAAAGUUUAAGUUUUUUAUAAAUUUCUAUAAAAUCUUUUAUGAAAAUUAUUUCGUCAACUCAGUGAAACCAAGUGCAGUGAUAAUUUUGUGUCGUAAUCAUAAAUCUACGUGAAGGUUAAACUUUUGCAAUGGACGCAACGAUGGAAAACAAAAUUGGUAUGCCACCUCCGUACGAACAAGCUAUGCCAAACCCUGCGCCGCCACCGUCUUACUUUGGCAACAACCCUCCGCCGCCACCAGGACUGGUGGUGCCGCCAACAGCUCCCCGUACCACAGUCAUCACCACACCUCCGACGUCGAGGCCUAGCAAACUCGGCCCGGGCCCCACAGGCACUACUUGCGUCACAUGCAACAAGUCCAUAGUUACGCGUGUUGACUAUGUACCGAAUAAUCGCACGCAUAUCGUCUCUGCAGCGCUUUGUAUUCUAGCCGGAUGUUGUUGUGGGUGCUUCGUUCCUUAUUGCAUGAGAUCGUGCAAAACUGCAAACCACUACUGUCCUCAAUGUCAAGCAUUCGUCGGUUCAUAUAUACCAUCCUGAUUUAUUUUGUGAUCUCACUAGGAUCUGUAUAAAUAUCACUAUUACGAAUUUAAGCUCAACAUUGGUCUUUGCACAUUUUUUUAAAUGAACAAAUGUAUUAGAACUAUAUUUUUGUCACUAUGUCAUAGAACCAAUAUCUAA
This is a messenger RNA of Diatraea saccharalis (sugarcane borer), 719 nucleotides long. The record is from the annotation of a GenBank genome assembly. NCBI's taxonomy places the organism in Eukaryota, Metazoa, Arthropoda, Insecta, Lepidoptera, Crambidae.